Molecule: messenger RNA, 723 nt
Organism: Rhizophagus irregularis DAOM 181602=DAOM 197198
Lineage: Eukaryota; Fungi; Glomeromycota; Glomeromycetes; Glomerales; Glomeraceae
Source: RefSeq, a predicted model, not a curated record
AUGGAGUUAACCAUAGCAGAAACCAGCCAGUUACAACAAUUAAGAGCUGAGAUACUAGGCGAACUUGAUAAAGAUGAGAAUAAUUUAUAUAGUGAAGAGGAAGAAGAAAAUAUUAAUGAAGACGAAAACUUAAAUAACAAAAAGAGUUCUGCUUGGAACUAUUUUAAAUUACAAAUUUCUGGAAAAAAAUAUGUAAAAAUUGUUCUCAAAAAUAUGGAUACACUUACUGUUUUGGAGCCUUUGGAAAAAGCUACAGUCUAUCUUUCUACUGCUAGAUAUCAGACAAUUGCAGAUGUUCGGUUUGUUUUUUUAGGAAUUUUGGAUUAUUUGAAUGAUUUGAUUGGAUCAGAAGAAUUUAGUCAAAAUGAAUUAGCAUCAUCUAUAAAUCAAAAGAUUGAUGACUAUUGGAAAUAUAUUGAUGAACAAACUUUAGUAGCUGCAAUUUUAGAUCCUCAGACAAAACUUACUUUAUUUGAAUCAGGAACACCAACCACUAAUGCAAUAUCCACUGUUACAGCUUUAUUACGUAGUUAUCAUGUUGUGACAAGUGAAAAUUGCAAAAAAACUCAAGAUGAAAAUAAUUAUAGUAGUACACGAGAAUAUUUUGCACGAAAACAGUAUCAUUUAUCUGAAAAGUUCAAACCUUAUUUGAACUCCAGUUCUGAACAAGUUCAAACCUAUUAUAAAAACUCAGUUCCCGAGUUCUACCUAUUGGAACUUUAA